AUGGCAUUUGAGGUGUCGUAUGAUCUCGAGAAUGAGCAACAGUUCUGGGACGAACUCGACGAUAUCGUCUCGACGCGCUGUCACCAGCACGAGAUAAUCGACAACUCGCUGCGAUCCUUCCUUAAUGUCACUACGAAUUAUAGAUCCGAAUACCUCCAAACCGACUUCAGCGUCGCAAAAUGCAUCUUUCGCAUGCUCGAGGGCGACCUCUUUGCCUCGAACAAGGCAUAUGUACGGCGGCAGAUAAUAUACUGCCUUUUGCAGGAAGAUGAUAACCCUACUCUUCACAUAGUGGCUGCCUUCCUCCUCUACGAUGGUCGCAAUAGCAAAGACGAUGAUAUCUUUGAGAUGAUGCACUCGGAGGGCACAUUUGCUAGACUUGUUGAGUUGGUGCAAACGCCGAGCGUGCAAGAGGAGACCACUCUGCAUCAGCUACUUCUACAACUGCUCUACGAAUCUUCACGCGUCCAGCGAUUGACGUGGGACGACUUUUCUGCGGUGAAUGACGCCUUUAUUAUCUACCUGCUGGAGAUCAUAGAAGGUGCUUCCGACGAUGCUGACGAUCCAUACCACUAUCCUGUGAUACGCGUUCUGUUGGUUUUGAACGAACAGUACCUUGUAGCGUCGACUAGCCGUCAUGGCGAUGGACGACCCGGAAUAACGAAUCGGGUCAUCAAAGCUAUCUCGACCCACGGAAUGACCUACAAAACUUUCGGAUGCAACUUGAUUCUUCUUCUGAACCGCGAGUCGGAGACCUCCCUUCAGCUUCUGAUCCUCAAAGUGCUUUACCUUCUCUUCGGUAAUCCUUCCACGGCCGAAUACUUUUAUACCAACGAUCUUCAUGUCCUGGUCGACGUCAUCCUUCGAAACCUUAUAGAUCUACCACAUGAUUCGGCUGCUGCAAACGCAUUACGACAUACCUACCUCCGCGUUCUAUACCCGAUACUCAUGCACAGCCAAAUCAGCAAGCCACCGCAUUACAAGCGUGAAGAACUAUUGCGGCUUCUUCACCUCCUCGUCUCAAGCGGUAACCAUUUUGCUCCCGUUGACGAGACCACCGUACGACUUGUGAACCGAUGUACUAGUGUGCAAUGGUUACAGCCUCCCGCUGCCACCGCGGAACACGGCUCGACCAAUGGCAAUGGUACCACAAACUCACCGGUAGACCAUGUGGCGAACGGUCAGAAAGAGUACGCACGACGAGCGCUGGGCAUGACUGUGCAAGGUAGUAGCGAGAGCUCGACGAGCGUCUUGGAGAUCGCAGGUCACACUGCACAACCUGGCGUGCAAACGCCAAGUAUGUCAAAGGUGGCGCAAUAA
This is a messenger RNA of Alternaria burnsii, 1320 nucleotides long. RefSeq lists its product as uncharacterized. Bases 1 to 1320 code for a protein of 439 amino acids. Gene Ontology annotation, biological process: actin cortical patch localization; actin cortical patch assembly; endocytosis. NCBI's taxonomy places the organism in Eukaryota, Fungi, Ascomycota, Dothideomycetes, Pleosporales, Pleosporaceae. Gene Ontology annotation, cellular component: actin cortical patch. The transcript has 6 exons. Gene Ontology annotation, molecular function: Arp2/3 complex binding. The record is from RefSeq and is a predicted model, not a curated record.